UCGCAACGAAGCAGAAACUCAGAGGGGCCAAACCGUCAGAAACCCCCACCUCCGUCGCCUCCCCAUAUAUCCCCCGGUCUUCUCGUCGUCCGCUCCAGUCCCGGCAGCACGUCGCCUCGCCUCGCCACACCACCUCCACGUCUCUGUCCCUCCCGCGUCCGUCUUCCCAACCAACCCACCCGAUCUUUUUCCAGCCAAACCAACGCACGCACACCCUCCCAAGUCCCAACGGCAGCAGAGCGGCGGCGGCGGCGGCAAAUGGCCAUCGAGGCGGACGCGGCGGCGGUGACAGCGGCGAGGGCGGUUUCGGAGACGGCGCCCAUGUCCCCGGCCGCCGAGACGGCGGCAUCAGCGGCGGCGGCGCGCCCGCGCGGGUGGCUGAGGAAGCUCAUCCCGAGAGACUACCACCUGCCCCGGAGCAGCCGGCGCUGGAGGCUGGCCGCCCCGUCCGCCGCCGGCGCGUCCAGGCUCGCCUCGUCGCUGUCUCGCUCCCUCAGGUGGAAGGGCCUCCCGGGGCUCUCCUCCCUCUCCCUCCGCAGCGGCUCCGCGGCCGCCGUCGUCGACGCCGUCGCGUUCCGCGUCAUGUACGUCGUCGAGGCCGUCGUGCUCGGCCUCGCGCUCUCCUGCUUCUUCCUCUGCUGCGGCUGCCACCUCUAAUUAAGCUGCCGCUUUUCUUCCCCCCUUCACUUCACCACCACUGCUCGGCUGUUGGCGUGUAACAAAUGAAAUGACCAUCGUUUUGGUUCUUCCUUCGAUCGUCUUCCUGUAAAUUUCCUACCUUUUGCUAUUGGUAAAAAAGAAAAAGAAUAUGAAAAUUUGCGAUGCCUACUGGGUGUUGAUUAGUUUAA
Sorghum bicolor (sorghum) is the source of this 848-nucleotide messenger RNA. RefSeq lists its product as uncharacterized. The coding region runs from base 259 to 657 and encodes 132 amino acids. Lineage: Eukaryota; Viridiplantae; Streptophyta; Magnoliopsida; Poales; Poaceae. The record is from RefSeq and is a predicted model, not a curated record. The transcript has a single exon.